Notolabrus celidotus (New Zealand spotty) is the source of this 1681-nucleotide messenger RNA. RefSeq names its product 5-hydroxytryptamine receptor 3C-like. The record is from RefSeq and is a predicted model, not a curated record. The transcript is spliced from 11 exons. NCBI's taxonomy places the organism in Eukaryota, Metazoa, Chordata, Actinopteri, Labriformes, Labridae. Gene Ontology annotation, biological process: nervous system process; signal transduction; chemical synaptic transmission. Gene Ontology annotation, cellular component: postsynaptic membrane; neuron projection; synapse. Gene Ontology annotation, molecular function: transmembrane signaling receptor activity; extracellular ligand-gated monoatomic ion channel activity; neurotransmitter receptor activity. Bases 97 to 1512 code for a protein of 471 amino acids.
UAUAUCUUCAUCUCUGAGGAUGAACCUGGAGUUGAUCUGACGGGGGAGUGAUCAGAGUCUUUGCUGUGUGACGAUACACCGAUAACUCUGGACAUCAUGACAUCCAGCGGAGCCACACUGAAGUGUCGUCCUCCAUCACUCGCUCUCUGCUCGGUCUGGAUUCUCCUUCUCAUACCAGCUCUGUGCAGCGCCGUCGAUGUGAACUGCUCCGAGCCGAACCAGCCGGCCCUGCUGAAGGCUCUGAAUCCAGUGUUCAACCUGAGCGCCAUACGACCUGUGAUGAACCUCACGACCCCCACAUACAUCACCACCUCGUUCACCAUGUACGGGAUCCUGGGAGUGGAUGAAAAGGCUCAGCUCUUGGAGACUUAUAUCUGGCUGCAUUAUUGGUGGAGGAACGAGUUCGUCACUUGGGAUCCAGUCCAGUGUGGCAGCGACAAGAUAUCUCUUCCCAGGUCCAAGUUCUGGGUGCCGGAUAUCGUCAUCAAUGAAUUUAUGGAUGAGAACACCGCCCCCUCUGUCCCGUAUGUGUACCUGCACAGCGACGGCAGGGUGCACGACGCUCUGCCGGUCAAAGUGGUCAGCUCCUGUAACCUGGACAUCUACACGUUCCCCUUUGACAUCCAGAACUGCACCAUGACUUUCAACUCCUACCUUCACUACGCGAUGGACAUCGAGAUCAUCCUGGGGAAGACUGCAGAGAACAUAACUCUGAACUCUAAGAGGGUGAUGACCACCAUGGGGGAGUGGGAGCUGCUGGAGAUCACCACCUCCCAGAAAAACUUCAAGGGGAAAAAUAAGGCCGACUACAUCGACGAGAUCGCGUUCCACGUCAGAGUGAGACGCAGAGCCACCCUGUACGUGGUGAACCUGCUGAUCCCCAGCUGCUUCCUCAUCACCGUAGACCUCUUCAGCUUCAUGCUGCCUCCAAAGAGCGUAGACCGGUCCUCCUUCAAGAUGACCCUGAUCCUGGGCUACACCGUGUUCCUGCUCAUCAUGAACGACCUGCUGCCCAUCACCGGAGACUCCAUCCCUCUCAUCAAUGUGUUCUUCUCUCUCUGCCUGGCUCUGAUGGUGGCGAGUCUUCUGGAGACGAUCCUCGUCACUAACCUUCUGAACGGCUCGGCUGAUUUCUCUCCGAUGCCUCGUUGGCUCCGUCUGGUUGUUCUGCAGUUCCUGGGAUGUGUAGUCUGCCUCCCUCUGAAGCCCAAAAAGCCAAAAGACCUCGAUCUGAAAUCUGUGCUGCCAAAGAGGACAGCAGGUGAUGGACCCUCAGACGUACCUGGAUCAGGUGCAGAGGCCCAGACUCUUCAGGAGCUGAGGAGCCUGGGCAAAGACCUGCAGGCCAUCCGUCAGCAGGUGGAGAAGCAGCUGGUCCAGAGCCGGAGCUCAGAGGAGUGGAUCCAGGUGGGUUUCAUCAUAGACCGCCUGCUGUUCGGCCUCUACAUCCUCUUCAUAUCAGUCAGCUUCGUUACCAUCAUCAUAAUCUGGGAGAACUCGUACCGGAAGUAGAGACCGCUCUCUGACAGACGCUCACAUGUCUGCUGGAGUUUAAACGUCUGGUUGUUUUCUUUUGGAGCUCAGAUAUUUAUUCUCCCUCUAAAGUUUGAAUCUGUGUAAUCAUUAGAUGUUCAUACAUUAAACUAGCUCUAUUAGCUCUACUAGCUCUACUAGCUCUAUU